CCCACACGUGUGCCUUUGACCUUAUAAACACUUUAACACUUCGUACUACGUAAACUCUCAAGCUCUCUCUAUCGUACAAAAGCCCUAAUCCUUAUUCUGUUCCCACUUCCCCAACACACCCUUUGCCGUCUUCGAUUCUUCUUUCAAGGAUGCCGGCUGCGCGGUAUAUUCCCCCUAUAAAUACAUUAGACCAAAAGUUACAGAUUCAGAGGAGGCUUGGUGGUUUGAAAUCGUGCAAGUACUUUAAUCUUCUCACGAUGUAUCUCAAUAUGAAAGUUACUAAACCUGAUUUUGACAAGCUUUGCAUAGCAAUUAUUGGGAAUGAAAAUGUACCCCUUCAUAAUCAUUUUCUCAAGUCAAUCUUGAAGAAAGCUUGUCUGUCCAAGGCAGCCCCGCCAAGGCAGAGCGUAGCAGAAGGUUCUUUGAAAGUGAAAAUGCCAAAUGGAUGUAACGGCCUUCCGCCGCUAGGCAAGAACUCUCGAAAAUGUAGGACUCCAAAUUUGCGUGACCGCAGAUUCAAACACCACCCUAGCCCUCUUGGUCCUCAUGGGAAGAAUAGCAGCAUCGGAUUUGAGAAUUCAACUCCUGUAAUUCAAGAGCACCAAAUUGAUAUCGAUAUACAUCCUGUUGGAAACGGCCUUCAUGUGUCUGUGGAACAUAGGGAAGAGGUUAAUCCUGAUUCUGAAAAGCUAUCCAUUAAUAGAAGGAGUCCUGUACGAGCACCUCUUGGUCCUCACGGGAAGAAUAACGUCAUUGGAUUUGAGAAUUCAACUCCUAAAUCUCAACAGCACCAAAUGGAUACAGAUCUACAUCCUGUAGGAAACGGGUUUGAUGUGUCUGUGGAACAUAGGGAAGAGGUUAAUCGGGAUUCUGAAAGGUUGGCCACUAAUAGAAGGAGUCAUAUAGGAGUACCUCUUGGUCCUCAUGGGAAGAACAACGUCAUUGGAUUUGAGAAUUCAACUCCUAAAUCAGAUCUACAUCCUGUAGGAAACGGGUUUCAUGUGUCUGUGGAACAUAGGGAAGAGGUUAAUCUGGAUUCUGAAAGGUUGGCCAUUAAUAGAAGGAGUCCUAUACGAGCACCUCUUGGUCCUCAUGGGAAGAACAACGUUGUUGGAUUUGAGAAUUCAACUCCUAAAUCAGAUCUACAUCCUGUAGGAAACGGGUUUCAUGUGUCUGUGGAACAUAGGGAAGAGGUUAAUCUGGAUUCUGAAAGGUUGGCCAUUAAUAGAAGGAGUCCUAGACGAGCACCUCUUGGUCCUCAUGGGAAGAACAACGUUGUUGGAUUUGAGAAUUCAACUCCUAAAUCAGAUCUACAUCCUGUAGGAAACGGGUUUCAUGUGCCUGUGGAACAUAGGGAAGUGGCUAAUCGGGAUUCUGAAGGGCUGGCCAUUAAUAGAAGGACUCCUAUGCGAGCACCUCUUGGUCCUCAUUUGAAGAACAACAACAUUGGAUUUGAGAAUUCAACUCCUAAAUUUCAAGAGCACCGAGUGGAUACAGAUUUACAUCCUGUAAGAAAAACGCCUCAUUUGUCUGUGGAACAUAGGGAAGAGGUUAAUCGGGAUUCUAAAGGGCUGCCCAUUAAUAGAAGGACUCCUAUGCAAUUACCUCUUGGUCCUCAUGUGAAGAACAAAAUCAUUGGAUUUAAGAGUUCAAUUUCUAAAUUACAAAAGCAGCUAGUGGAUACUGAUCUACAUCCUGUAAGAAAAAGGCCUCAUUUGUCUGUGGAACAUAGGGAAGAGGUUAAUCGGGAUUCCAAAGGGUUGGCCAUUAAUAGAAGAACUGCUAUGCGAGCACGUGUUGGUCCUCUUGUGAAGAACAACAGCAUUGGAUUUGAGAAUUCAACUCCUAAGUUUCCAGAGCACCAGAUAGAUACAGAUUUACAUCCUGUAAGAAAUGGGUUUCAUGUGUCUGUGGAACAUAGGGAAGAGGUUAAUCGGGAUUCUGAAAGGCUGGCCAUUAAUAGGACUCUAAUACGAGCCCCUCUUGGUCUUCCUACCUAUGAUAAUAGAGCACAAAUAUUUACACAUCAAGGAUUACAAUCUGGUAUUGUCACAGAUACCUGUCAAAGUACUGGUUAUUUACCUGAUACAUAUUCUUUGAUGAAAAGGAUGGAGCAUAACAUGGAAACUAAGGGGUGUAACCUAACAGCAGAUGCAGCUUAUGUAUUGAAUACUGCGCUUGAUAUUUACCUCAAAAAAUUGAUAAAACCUUGUUUUGAUAUAGCGGAUUCAAUAUCUGUAAAUAAAUUUAGUAGUCAAACCCAACCUGGUAUGAAUGAGUUGCCACGAAAUAGGCAUGUGCAAAAGCCAAUUGGAUCUGCUUCUGCAUCAGCCUCCGAAUUUAGGACAUCAAUGGAGUUGAAUCCUACCAUACUAGGGGAAGAUUGGCCUCUACAUAUUGAGAGGACUUCCAUUCUUGCAUUUGAAGAACGAGAUAAACAAGCUCAACCUUUUAUUUAUCCAAGUUACAAAUACAAGAUUUUCUCAAAGUAAUGGUAUUGAAAUGGGUUAGUUCAGUCUCAAUUCUGACUGAGUUUUUACGGAUAGAUAUCACCGACAUACAUAGAGGUGAGAAUAUAGGAAGUUUUCAAACUGGUGACCAUACCAUGUAUAGGUUUCAAUAUUGGAUAGUUUGGCUUCAGGCAUUUUCUAUCAUAAAAAUGUCAACUAACAGUUAGAGUCAAGUUUGGUCAAUAGAUGCGGGAAUCACUUUUAAUGAUGUCUCUAGGAUAUUUCUUCAUUUUAUUAAGAACUUUUUGAAUAAAUCUCAUAUUCAAUAUCUCCAGGCCUAAAAUCAUGUUCCUCGGUGUUUGAAUUGAGUAUCAUUUAUACCCUUUUUUUUUCCUUUCUAUACCAUUUAUAUAAAAGGCACUCAUGAGUUUAUAUCUAUAAUGUUAUUGUCAUCCUGUUACUCU
Lathyrus oleraceus (garden pea) is the source of this 2914-nucleotide messenger RNA. RefSeq lists its product as uncharacterized. Gene Ontology annotation, molecular function: transcription coactivator activity. The coding region runs from base 150 to 2492 and encodes 780 amino acids. The transcript has 2 exons. Gene Ontology annotation, biological process: regulation of transcription by RNA polymerase II. Lineage: Eukaryota; Viridiplantae; Streptophyta; Magnoliopsida; Fabales; Fabaceae. The record is from RefSeq and is a predicted model, not a curated record. Gene Ontology annotation, cellular component: SAGA complex.